This is a messenger RNA of Colletotrichum lupini, 2280 nucleotides long. Its product is annotated as ThiJ/PfpI family protein. The transcript has 8 exons. The record is from RefSeq and is a predicted model, not a curated record. The coding region runs from base 1 to 2280 and encodes 759 amino acids. Lineage: Eukaryota; Fungi; Ascomycota; Sordariomycetes; Glomerellales; Glomerellaceae.
AUGCCGAUGGCUGAUAAAUGGCCGUUGUUCCGGGAGAUGGGCUCAUCGUCUUUCGGCAACCCUCACUCUGUGCUUCUCGUUGUCUUGACAUCUCAGGAUAUCCUACCAACUCGUGAGGACUUCAAGACUGGAUGGUAUCUUCCCGAGUUCGUUCACCCAUACAACGCUCUUGCCCCUCAUGUGGACCUCGUCAUCGCUUCUCCUAAGGGUGGUGUUGCUCCCCUCGACCCCUACUCCGUUGAGGACAGCAAAGACGAUGUAGAGUGCCAGAGAUUUCUGAAAGACAAGAAAGAUCUUUGGGAAAAAGCUGAGACCCUGUCGUCUUUUAUCGGAAGGUCUGCCGAGUUUGCCGGCGUGUUCUACGUUGGCGGACACGGGCCCAUGUUUGAUCUCGCCGUCGACCAAGUCUCACAUUCUAUCAUCCGAGAGUUCUACGAAGCAGGCAAGAUUGUCUCGGCCGUCUGCCAUGGCCCCGGCGCCCUCGUCAAUGUCAAGCUCACAAACGGGGAGUACUUAGUCAAGGACAGCGAAGUUACAGGAUUUUCAAAUGCUGAAGAAGACGCCUAUAGCUUCACAGAUGCAAUGCCAUUUCUUCUAGAAACGGAGCUCAGAAACCAUGGCGGGAGGUACGUGAAGGCGGAUCAGCCGUUUGGGGUGAAAGUCGUGACGAGCGGCAAGGACGGACGCUUGAUUACAGGACAGAAUCCACCUAGCGCAGGGGUUAUUGGGGACGUAUUGUUGGAAGCCAUCAGAAACCAUGAGCGAAGACGAACGAGCAUGUACAACCCCAACUUCAUUCAUCCCUUAGCAAAAUGGUGCAGAAUCGCCAAACCUGCAUCUCGCCAUAGUUACAAUCGCAGAAUUGGACACCUUCCAGAAGCUCGUUGCUUAUCCGCAGGCUUCGCUUCGAUAUUCGCACAUUUGGCGUCUUUCGCCGGCAUGCCUUCCAUGCAGGGCAAGGAAACUCAAGGCAAGUUCUUUGGACCUACCGAGCAUUCAAAUUGCAUACUUUCUGCUAGAAAACCUCCUUUGACUAACAGUUAUUCGCCGCUAGUCCGUAUGCUACCUGCAGAAACUCAUCCAGCCACUCUGGAGCUGAGCUGGGAUACGCGAGCACGAUACGCAUUCUUCUCGACGUACAUCCAAGGCUUUACUCGGAGCAUGGGUGAGAUAGCUUACCAUUACCGGAACGCACAAACACUAGAUCAUCUUUCAGCGGGCGUCGAAGCAGCCAGUCUGGCUUUUUUGGCUGUUGAGCUCGACAGCCCAAAUCUUCUCCUCCUGGCCAACUCAAGUUACGUCACGGCCAUCCGGCGACUUAAUCACACUCUCAGCUCACUCGAUCCUGAUGAAGCGGAAAGAGCUCUUCAAACCAUCCUGCUGCUAGAUAUGUACGAAAAGCUUGUCCACCGGGAUUCGGGAAAGUCUCAGGCAUGGCUGAGUCACGCACAAGGUGGCUUGUCACUGGUCGGCGCCCGUGAGACGAGUAUUGUGUCUACCCCAACAGGCUGCCAAGUUGCAGCUCGACUUGUGACGGCAGUGACGGUGAGCUGUGCCACAGUUGGAGAUAGAAUACCUCCAGAGCUUACGAAGGCCCGUCGAAAUAUUGGCUAUCGUGUCAAGAGCGUGAAAUGGACAUUUCUAGGUGUCCUCGCGCAGAUUGUCAACCUUAAGUCCGAUAUCGUUCACGGGAGAAUCUCAACAUUGGACCUUCUUGUCAAGGCAAAAGGUCUCGACGAAAGAAUCGAUACGUUGGACAAGGCCCGCCCACCAUCCUGGAAGCCAAAAACCAUACAAGUCACUGCAGAUGAGCGAGUCCUGGGAUUAUCUUAUGACAUCUACCCGGACCACUACAUCACUCAAGUCUCCAAUGCAAUCUGCACCAUCCGCCUCAUUCUUUAUCACCUUCUCAAGACUUACGUCCCUGAGGAGAGUCGCCCGAAAGAGAACACCUUUCAUGGAACGAAUCGCGACUCGGUCAAUCAGAUGUGCGCCUCAGUGCCUCAAUUCAUCUUACCAGGAGUACACAAAACAAAUUCGUUGCCUUUCUCGCCUGUACAACGACUUCACUGCAGCACUUUCCUGGCGCCCCUUUAUCUAAUCAAUCAAGUAUCAGAAGAUGAGAAAGUAAAAGCUUGGGUGCAUCAAUGUCUGAAGUUUAUGUGGCAAUCUGGACGACUCAAAUCAGCAAAAGAAAUACUUUAUGUUACACAAACAGCACCAGACCUAGAUUACUGGACCGUGUUUGCAAUGACCGGUAGCUACGCGCUUGGAGCCUAG